CUAGACACCUAAAAUACACAACCGUAUGUUAAUUGAGUUCAGUCAUAUACGAUUCAUAACAACCCUGGUUGGUGGUCACGUGAGGGGUAGAAUUACAUCAGGUGAUCAGGCUGUACCUUGAUCUCAUAGCCCAGCCAGACACGACAGUAAGGGGAAGAGAGGUUUCCAGAAUAAACAUGGCGGUUAUUCUCAUCUUCCUUGCCUUCUUGGCAGCAACUGUUAGUGAUGUUAAAGCUGCUCAGUGCGCAUGCGCUACUGGAAAUGUUAAUGUCCGCUCUGGGGUGGGAACAAGGCAUUCGAUCCUGGGCGUCCUAAUAAAAGGACGCUGUACCUCCUUUGAAGGCGAUCGGAGAUCCGGCUGGGUACAUGUCAACUUCAACGGCAGGGACGGAUGGAUCUCCGGACGCUUCGUCAACAUACGGAGUUGUUCGGGUAAUUCCGGCUCUUCAGGGAGUACCAGCUCUGAAUGUCCCCGCAUUAUCACCAGGGCCGAGUGGGGUGCUAGAUCUCCACGUUCUACCAGCAAUCUUGCCGGGGCUGUGAGAUACGCCUUCAUCAAUCAUGGACUAAGUAGUCCCUGCUCCAGUCAAAGCUCCUGCUCUGAGAGAGUCAGGAGCUAUCAGAACUACCAUAUGAACACCCGCGGCUGGAGUGACAUCGGCUACAGUUUCCUCAUCGGGGAGGACGGCAACGUCUACGAGGGUCGCGGCUGGGACAGGAUAGGAGCUCACACCAAGGGCUACAACAGUGUUGGUCUGGGUUUCUGCAUGAUUGGUAACUUCACGACCCGCGUCCCCAACAGUGCGGCCAUCAACACCGUCAAGGCUCUCAUUGCUUGCGGCGUCAACAUGGGCAAGAUUCAGUCCAGCUACACCCUCAGAGGCCACCGCGACAUGGUCAGCACCGACUGUCCCGGAACAGCCCUGUACAAUCUCAUCAGAACGUGGCCACACUAUUGAAAUGUCUAUUCCGUAAGGAAUACCAUGGCAUAAUGCUGUACUGAAUAAAGAGAUUUAACGACA
Messenger RNA from Haliotis rufescens (red abalone), 1022 nucleotides. Its product is annotated as peptidoglycan-recognition protein SC2-like. The coding region runs from base 177 to 959 and encodes 260 amino acids. Gene Ontology annotation, molecular function: zinc ion binding; N-acetylmuramoyl-L-alanine amidase activity. The transcript has 6 exons. Gene Ontology annotation, biological process: peptidoglycan catabolic process. NCBI's taxonomy places the organism in Eukaryota, Metazoa, Mollusca, Gastropoda, Lepetellida, Haliotidae. The record is from RefSeq and is a predicted model, not a curated record.